AUGGCUGGUUCCAUGAGGGUGGCAGAAGGAAUGGAAGCCUUCAGGGCUGGCAGCCUACGUUCUGCCAGCAAACACAUGUUCCAGAGGAGCGAGAGUGUAUUUGUGACGUCGGCUAGCACUCGACGUAGCAACGAUGAUGAAGAAGAUCUCAAGUGGGCCGCCCUCGAGAAGCUUCCCACAUACAACAGGCUUACUCUUUCUCUCAUAAAGCUAGAGCAAAGCAAGAGUGGACGUCUUGUCCAUGAUCAGGUGGACGUGAGGAGCAUAGGCCUUGAGGCCCGCCAGGAGCUGCUUAACAGGAUCGUUCCCAUUGCUGAACAGGAUAAUGAGUACUUUGUGCAGAAGCUUCGAGACCGGAUUGAUAGCGUGGGAAUCACACUGCCAGAAGUUGAAGUACGCUUCGAACAUCUCAGCAUCAAUGCAGAAGUCUAUGUGGGAGGCAGAGCAAUGCCUACCCUCCUCAAUUCAACAAUGAACACACUGGAGAGUGUUUUGAGCUGUUUCAUGCCAUUCAAGAGCAACAAAAAGCCAGUGAACAUUCUCAAGGAUGUAAGCGGCAUCAUAAAACCUGGAAGGAUGACUCUUCUUCUUGGUCCUCCGGGCUCGGGAAAGACUACGCUUUUGUUGGCUCUAGCUGGGAAGCUAGAUAAAGACCUCAAGGUUUUGGGAAGGGUUACCUACAAUGGAUGCACAAUGAAUGAAUUCGUCCCCCAAAGAACAUCAGCUUACAUCAGCCAGCAUGAUCUCCACAUUGGAGACAUGACUGUCAGGGAAACGUUGGAUUUCUCGGCCCGUUGUCAAGGUGUAGGCAACAGAUAUGAUGUUCUAACCGAACUUUCGAGAAGAGAGAAGGAUCAAUCGAUUAAGCCAGACCCAGAUAUUGAUUUCUUUAUGAAGGCAGUUGCAUUGGAGGGUCAAAGGGCAAGCAUAGUCACAGAUUAUACCUUGAAGUUGCUUGGGUUGGACGUAUGUGCCGAUACAAUGGUCGGAGAUGACAUGAGGAGAGGGAUUUCAGGUGGUCAGAAGAAGCGAGUGACGACUGGUGAAAUGAUUGUAGGUCCCUCCACAGCUCUUUUCAUGGACGAAAUAUCGACAGGUCUAGACAGCUCAACAACCUUCCAGAUUGUCAAGUGCCUCAAACAUAUCGUACACAUCUUUCAGUCGACCAUGGUCAUCUCCCUCCUCCAACCAGCACCAGAAACAUUCAAUCUCUUUGAUGAUGUUAUCCUCAUUUGUGAAGGCCAGGUAGUCUAUCAUGGCCCCCGAGAUUCCAUUCUCGAAUUUUUUGAGAUGAUGGGCUUCAGAUGUCCUGAGAGGAAAGGUGCAGCAGAUUUCCUUCAAGAGGUCACUUCAAGGAAGGAUCAAUAUCAAUAUUGGUUUGACAAGAAAAAACCAUAUCAUUACAUCCCAGUCGAUGAAUUCUACAAAGCUUUUCAAUCAUUUCAUGUGGGAAAGGAUCUUUAUUCAGAACUCAUCAUCCCUUAUGAGAAAUCGAAAGGACACCCAGCCGCACUUGUAAGGAAAAGGUAUGGGCUGCCAAAGAAAGAGCUCUUCAAGGCCUGCUUCGACCGAGAAGUUCUGUUGAUGAAGAGGAGUGCAUUCAUCUACAUCUUCAAAGCCAUACAAAUUAUGAUGAUCGCAGUAAUAACGAUGACUGUUUUUCUCCGAACGGAGAUGGAUCACAAAUCUCCAGAAGACGGGUCUAAAUAUAUGGGCGUUCUUUUCUUUGGACUGGUGAACAUCAUGUUUAAUGGGCUUGCUGAAUUGCAGAUGACAAUAAUGAGGUUGCCAGUAUUCUACAAGCAGAGGGAUGCCAUGUUCUUUCCUGCAUGGGCAUUCGCCCUUGCCACAUUUAUCAUGAGGAUUCCCGUGUCUCUGCUGGAAUCGUCCGUUUGGGUGAUCCUAACGUACUACACUGUUGGAUUAGCACCCAGCAUUGGAAGAUUCCUCCGGCAACUGCUUCUAAUGUUCAACCUUCAUCAAAUGUCACUCUCCCUCUUUCGUUUCAUUGCUGCAUUGGGACGGAGUCAGGUUGUUGCAAGUACCUUUGGGGCAUUUGCACUCUUGGUCGUAUUUGUUCUAGGUGGUUUCGUAGUCUCUAGAGAGGACAUUUAUAGUUGGUGGCUCUGGGGAUAUUGGUCAUCUCCUCUAAUGUAUGCUCAGAACGCCAUUGCAGGGAAUGAAUUUUUAGCUGAGAGAUGGAAAGAGGGUGGUAAAGAACUCCUAAAGCUUAGAGGAAUCUUCACUGAAGAGAAAUGGUACUGGAUUGGAAUUGGAGCCCUUGUGGGAUACAAUGUUCUUUUCAACAUUUUGUUUACUCUGGCACUAGAAUAUCUAAGUCCUCUUGAUAAGCCUCAAGUAGCAAUCACAGAGAUUGACCAAGUGAGUGAUGAUGGACAAACUAAAAGAGAUGUCCAAGACUGUGGAAAGAGCAAUGGCACUGAGAACAAGGGGAUGGUGUUGCCAUUCAAACCUCUUUCCAUGGAGUUUGAUGAUGUGAAGUACUUCGUUGACAUGCCUGAGGAAAUGAAACAGCAAGGAGAGGCAUUGGAUCGGCUCCAGCUUCUGCAAGGAGUGAGUGGGUCCUUCAGACCAGGUGUUCUGACAUGUUUGAUGGGUGUUAGCGGUGCUGGGAAGACCACGCUAAUGGAUGUUCUUGCUGGAAGGAAAACUGGUGGAUACAUCGAGGGUUCAAUCACAAUUUCAGGUUAUCCAAAAAAUCAAGAGACUUUUGCUCGUGUUAGCGGUUACUGUGAGCAAAAUGACAUACAUUCACCCAACCUCACUGUUCAUGAGUCUCUUAUCUAUUCUGCUUGGCUUCGGCUGCCUGCGGAUGUGGACAUACAGAGGAGAGAGAUGUUUGUAAAUGAGGUCAUGGAUUUAGUCGAACUGAAUAAUCUCAAAGGCGCAUUGGUUGGUGUUCUGGGUGUUAGUGGACUUUCAACGGAACAGAGAAAGCGUCUCACUAUCGCUGUUGAACUGGUAGCAAACCCUUCCAUUAUAUUCAUGGAUGAGCCGACUUCUGGUUUAGAUGCUCGAGCUGCAGCAAUAGUGAUGCGGACCGUCCGUAACACGGUUAAUACCGGGCGGACUGUCGUGUGCACCAUUCACCAACCUAGCAUUGAUAUAUUUGAGUCAUUUGAUGAGCUGUUACUUAUGAAACGAGGAGGGCAAGUAAUUUAUGCAGGUCCACUUGGAAAACACUCCCAAGAGCUCAUUGACUACUUCGAAGAAGUUGAGGGUGUCCCAAAGAUAACUCCUGGAUACAACCCAGCAACAUGGAUGUUGGAGGCCAGUUCAAUAGCAUCAGAGAACCGUCUUGGGGUAGAGUUUGCUGAAAUCUAUCUUCAAUCCUCUCUCUAUCAGAAAAACAAAGCAAUGAUCGAGGAGCUGAAGCAACCAGUCCCAGGGUCUGAGGAUAUCCACUUUGAAACCAAGUUCUCACAGCCCUUUUGGGUCCAAGCUAAGGCGUGCCUCUGGAAGCAGAACUGGUCGUAUUGGAGGAACCCUCAAUACAAUGUCGUUCGGUUUGUAUUCACUCUUAUGUGUGCACUACUCUUCAGCACCAUAUUCUGGGAUAUGGGUAGCAAGAUAGAAAAGCAGCAGGAUUUUCUCAAUGCCAUGGGGUCAAUGUUCUCUGCGGUGCUUUUCCUGGGUGUCAAUAACGCAGCGUCAGUGCAGCCAGUGGUGGACAUUGAGAGAAGCGUUUUCUACAGAGAACGAGCUGCCGGCAUGUUUUCAGCUCUUCCUUAUGCAUUGGCUCAGAUGGUCGUGGAGCUGCCUUACGUCUUCGUUCAGUCUGUUAUGUAUGGAGUUAUUGUCUACUCAACCAUUGGCUUCCAUUGGACUGUAGCCAAAUUCUUAUGGUUCUUUUUCUUCAUGUUCUUUACCUUCCUUUACUACACAUACUACGGGAUGAUGACCGUCGCCUUGACUCCUAAUGCCCCCUUCGCUGCUAUCGUAUCAUCAGCUUUCUAUGGAAUUUGGAUGCUCUUCUCUGGUUUCCUAAUCCCAAGAACUAGCAUUCCCGUGUGGUGGAGAUGGUACUAUUGGGGCUGCCCCGUUUCUUGGACGCUCUAUGGUUUGGUGACCACACAGUUUGGAGAUAUAACGACCCCCAUGAUAACAUAUGCUGGGACGAAGGUUGCCUUGAAGGAUUUCUUAAGCACCUCAUUUGGUUUUGACCGUGACAUGCUGCCCCUUGUUGCUAGUGUAACUGUCGGCUUCGCUCUUCUUUUCGCCUUUGUCUUUGCUUUCUCUAUUCGCACUCUCAAUUUCCAGACUAGGUGAGGAGGCAGAUAAGUGUCUGUCUGUAUUUGAUCACAAAACUGUACUAGCAAUCUCAGGCCUAUUCUUUUUAUUAAUUUCCAAUUCCUUGGUAAUCUUGUAAAAGAAAGAUUUCUUCUUCUUCUUCUUC
Molecule: messenger RNA, 4417 nt
Organism: Magnolia sinica
Lineage: Eukaryota; Viridiplantae; Streptophyta; Magnoliopsida; Magnoliales; Magnoliaceae
Product: pleiotropic drug resistance protein 1-like
Exons: 21
Coding region: 1-4290 (1429 amino acids)
Cellular component (GO): membrane
Molecular function (GO): ATP binding; ABC-type transporter activity; ATP hydrolysis activity
Source: RefSeq, a predicted model, not a curated record